This is a messenger RNA of Ruditapes philippinarum (Manila clam), 2107 nucleotides long. RefSeq names its product homeobox protein TGIF2-like. The record is from RefSeq and is a predicted model, not a curated record. Gene Ontology annotation, molecular function: RNA polymerase II cis-regulatory region sequence-specific DNA binding; DNA-binding transcription factor activity, RNA polymerase II-specific. NCBI's taxonomy places the organism in Eukaryota, Metazoa, Mollusca, Bivalvia, Venerida, Veneridae. Gene Ontology annotation, biological process: regulation of transcription by RNA polymerase II. Bases 161 to 967 code for a protein of 268 amino acids. The transcript has 2 exons.
CCAGAUCACGUGGUCUUGCGCGCCUGUCAAACAAACGAGGCUUCAAAAUCUUUGGCAGCCUCGUGGUGUUGUGAAAGUUAAAAUUCGAAGGAAGUAGCGAUAUUGCUUUUAAUCAUUCACGAUAAGCUUUGAUUUUGAGUGAAUUAUUGCUCUGGAUAUAAUGCGCCCUAAAAGAGCAAGAGACAUGGAAAAUCCUUGGAACACAUAUGACAGUGAGGGUAAAAGAAUUAUGAAUUCAGAUGAUGUUCCAAGCUCCAAGAGGAGAAGGGGAAAUCUUGCCAAAGACAGUGUUCGAAUCCUGAAGCAGUGGUUGUAUGAUCAUAGGUAUAAUGCUUAUCCAACUGAUCAAGAGAAAGUUUAUCUGUCAAACGCUGCAAAUUUGACAGUUUUGCAAGUUUGUAAUUGGUUCAUCAACGCUCGUCGUCGUAUUCUUCCUGAAAUGAUCAAGGAAGAUGGGCAUGAUCCAGAACAAUACAUGAUUACACGAAAGCAUAAGCAAUCAUUGCUUGAUAGAUUUGAUGAGAGAAUGAUCAAACAGUCUGAUAGUUCAUACGCAGACUCUGAUGUAAUACCAUUUAAAAUUGGUCGUCUUGAAAGUGUGAUUACAUCCUCAUCAUCGCCAGAAAUUGAUGGUUACAUGUCCGAUUAUGAAGCUUCUUCAUCAAGUGACAAUUUCUCUGAAUCGGAGGGAAGUGGUGAUAGUUUACAUGGAGUUCAUUUCGCUCGUCACCUUCCCGGUCAGGUUGUUGCGCAAAACGGCCUAUUAAUCUACAAGCCUGACAGUGGGUCUCAGUCUGAUGGUCAGAGUGAAUGUUCUAGUGGCAAUACACCCCCUCCAUCACCGCCAACAUCAAAUCCAAAUGUGAUCGUCAAACCUGUGGAGGAAGACCGGUUCCGUCCUUUCUUUAUGUUGGUAGAUGUUGCCAUGAAUGAACUUGAGAAGCAGAAAGAAAGUGAAUCAAAUUAACUAAAUUUUUCAAAGAAAACGUACACACAAAUAAACAUGAAAACUUUACAAUACAAAUCAGGAUUACUAUAUGCAAUUCAUUCCAUUUGAUAUGUUGCACUGACAUAAGUGAUCAAUGCAUUUGAAACUAUGCAUUAUGAAACUGUUGAUGGAUAAGUGGAUAAAAACAGUUUAGUGAUACUGACAUGCCGUAAAAUGUGUUCAAUAUUUUGUUGAUUUUUCAGAACUAUGCAUUUAGUUGUCUAUUGUUUUGUUAUGUUUUUUUACUUUCACCCCUUUUUUCACAGUGCUACAGAUAAAAUAUCUUUUCAAGUAAUUGGUUAUCUGUCAUUUAUCAUUAACAUAUUGUGGUUCCCAUAAGCUUGCUUUUACAGAGCAGAUCUGCUGAUAAUAUCGAACUGUUAUCUUUUCAAGUUUAAAACAAUGUUGAAAUUGUUAUCAAUUAAGCUGAUAUAAGUUGAUGGUGAUCUUUUUCUUAAAGUUUUAUUUGUGCUGUCAAGAAUAACAUUAUUUUGAGUAAAAAAAAUAUUUGUUUAUUUCCAUUUAUAAUACUUAAGUUAAAUUUGGUAUUUCUCAAGUAUUUUCUUAUUAAAUGAUAUUUUCUUAUGAUUUAUUUACCAAAACUGUUAAAAAGUACUGGUAAUUACAUUUAAUUAUAAUUUUGUCUUACUUUAAAGUAGUUGAUCAUGAAAUUAUUUUAUGAAUGUGAAUGAUAUGCCAUAAAAUUGAAUUAAGUUGGUUGUAUAUUAAGUGUAGGGCAGGUUGCAUCUUUUAUUGUGACAUUAUAUAUCCCUUUAGGGCACUUGGAUUAAUUUAUUAUAACAGGUACGUUUGUUCAAAUCCUUAAUGUGAAGGGCUUCAUAUCAUACUAGGGUUUUUAAUUCUUUCUCAGGUUUGUCAAAACACUUGCUUUAGAUAUUAAAGACUUGUUUUUAUUAUGUUAGAUCUAAGUUUUUCUUUCUCUAAGCAUAAAGUGUUGAUUGUGUAUAAAUAAACAGGAAGUUUGUCUAGCAUAUUAAUCUCCUGUGGGUGUUAUUUACUUGCUGGGAUAUUGUUAAAUUCAAUCAAUCCUAAAUAUUGAUUUCUAUUAAACAGGAAGAAAUUUGGGAUGUUUUUUUUUUAUAAAUAAUUUCUGAUUUA